CUCGCCGAGGCUUCCCAGGUGACUCAAACGCUUCGGGUGACACCCGAAGACUCCCCUGAGGCCUGCGGUCCCCGCAUCCAUCCCCGAGCCGGCCAGUCCCAGCAACUCUCCUACCCGCCGACUACAAGCAACCGCGGGCAGCUCAGCGGCCGCGGCGCGGGUCCCCCUCCCGCGGCGCCCGCCGGUUUACAUAACGGGCCGCGCGCCGCGCUCUCGCGAGGUUUCCGCCGCCCCCUCCUCGCUCCACGUCAGAAGGCACCGGGCGGAGCGGCCAACAUGGCGGAACGCAGGCGACACAAGAAGCGGAUCCAGGAAGUUGGUGAACCAUCUAAAGAAGAGAAGGCUGUAGCCAAGUAUCUUCGAUUCAACUGUCCAACAAAAUCCACGAAUAUGAUGGGUCACCGGGUUGAUUAUUUUAUUGCUUCAAAAGCAGUGGAUUGCCUUUUGGAUUCAAAGUGGGCAAAAGCCAAGAAAGGAGAGGAAGCAUUAUUUACAACCAGAGAGUCUGUGGUUGACUACUGCAACAGGCUUUUAAAGAAACAGUUUUUUCACCGAGCACUUAAAGUAAUGAAAAUGAAGUAUGACAAAGAUAUAAAGAAAGAAAAAGAUAAAGGAAAAGCUGAAAGUGGAAAAGAAGAAGAUAAAAAGAGCAAGAAAGAAAAUAUAAAGGAAGAAAAGACAAAAAAGGAAAAAGAAAAAAAAAAAGAUGGUGAAAAAGAAGACUCCAAAAAGGAAGAAACUCCUGGAACUCCCAAAAAGAAGGAAACUAAGAAAAAAUUCAAACUUGAACCACACGAUGACCAAGUUUUUCUAGAUGGCAAUGAGGUUUAUGUGUGGAUCUAUGACCCAGUUCACAUUAAAACUUUUGUCAUGGGAUUAAUUCUUGUGAUUGCAGUAAUAGCAGCCACCCUCUUCCCGCUUUGGCCAACAGAAAUGAGAGUGGGUGUUUAUUACCUCAGUGUGGGUGCAGGCUGCUUUGUAGCCAGCAUUCUUCUCCUUGCUGUUGCUCGUUGCAUCCUCUUUCUCAUCAUCUGGCUUAUAACUGGAGGAAGGCACCACUUUUGGUUCCUGCCUAAUCUGACUGCUGAUGUGGGCUUCAUUGACUCCUUCAGGCCUCUGUACACACAUGAAUACAAAGGACCAAAAGCAGACUUAAAGAAAGAUGAAAAAUCAGAAGCCAAAAAACAGCAGAAGUCUGACAGUGAGGAAAAGUCAGACAGUGAAAAAAAGGAAGAUGAGGAAGGAAAAGUAGGAGCAGGAAAUCAUGGAACAGAAGGCUCAGGUGGAGAACGGCAUUCAGACACAGACAGUGACCGGAGGGAAGAUGACAGGUCCCAGCACAGUAGUGGCAAUGGGAAUGAUUUUGAAAUGAUCACAAAAGAGGAACUGGAACAGCAAACAGAUGGGGAUUGUGACGAGGAGGAAGAGGAAGAAGAUAAUGAUGGAGAAACACCUAAAUCUUCACAUGAAAAAUCAUAAUCUGACUAAUUUGGGGGCUGAAUACGUGCAAGAGGUUGGAUUUUCUACGUUGGCAGAUCAUCAUAAUGUACAUGUGCAUUUGUAGCAUUCUUUAAGUCCAUUUGCUGAAAGUAUUUGACAGCCAAACAGUUCUAUUCAGUCUAUUUUAUAGAAUAUUGGUACUAUUAUUGGUACAGUCUAAAGCCAUUAAUAAGUUUUAUGCAUUUGAUAAUUUUACAGUAAGUAGGUCUCAUUUUGAUAGUUAUCAAAGAUGCAUUUUCCACAAUGACCUUUAGAUUAAGGGCAUUUUUCAUAGUUAUAUGGCUUUUUACUGUUAGAUUAAUCAAAAGGAAUAAACUCCAACAUUUCAGAUUAUUCAUAAUUUAGCUAUUUCACAAGUUUCUUUAGGUUAAAAUACUUAAAUUCAUUGUUCUUGAAGUUAUACUUCUGUUUUUCAUUGUAAAAUUCUACCAGGAAAUCUCUAAAGAUUCUGAAUAGCAGUGUUCAAAUUUGAUGGGAAAAGGCCAACUGGUCACAGUGCGGGAAAAUUUUUGGUUUAGCUACAAAUUCUCCUUUCCAACUUAGGAAAUCCAAGCUGAAUUGUACACUUGGUUUAGAGAAAGAUGGUCACCUCCAGCAGGAGAGCGAAGAGCAUCGGUCGGAAGGUGACAGCUCUUCUUUCUCCCCCUCCCCUUGUCAUAACAUAAAGCGUAUUCUGUACAUAAUUUACAAAUAAAACAUUUUAUUUUAAUUGUUACUUAUUAUUUAGACAUUUCUCCACACUUAAAUUUGUAAAAUUAAGAUCAUGUAAGGGUAUGUUUUUAGAGAAAUGGAAGUUUGAUAACCCAUGGAACAUCUGUAAUCUUUCUACAGCAGCUUCAGUUUUGUGCCAACAUUCCAUGUAUUUGAAUAUAAGUAAAAACUGAUCCUUAUCAAAUAAGAGCAGAGUUAAAGUAGCUGUUUGUACGCCUUAAUGUUCAUUUUGAUUUAUUUUGAAUCUUUGCAUUCAGAAAUGAAGUACUGUGUUUUCAGACCAGGAGGCACUGCUGUGAAAGGUAAUUUACUGUUCUAAAAUAGCAAUUUAAAAUAAAGGCUAUAAAAGAAAACAUAGAAAACCAUUGGACUAAUUGCUUCAAACUGGUUUUGCAGUUUGAUUUUUGUCUUACAAAGUAUACUUACAAAUCUUAGAAAAACCUUGUUUACUUACAAGCAUAAUCAUUCCUUGGAGUUAAACUCUACAAACUUGAUAGUGAAUAUUAAAUGAUUUUCCUUGAGUCACAGAGUAUUUUGCUUUGUAGUUGAAACAGGUGGAGUAUGUAGGUCUUUUUUCUUUGGGUUGUUCACCAUGCAAGUGUUGGACUAAAAGUGUUACAUUCUUCUAAUUGUGAAAAAAUACAUUAACACAUCUUAUUAAACAUGGCUUGGUUGCUUCUUUAUAGCGUUCCCUGUAAGUGGACGGACAUGUGGCUAUUUGAUGUUAAAGCAACGCUGUCGAGGUGGCAGGCAUUUUGAGUUUUCUGUUUGCAACUGUUCAUUGGUUUCAGUGCCUGGGUACUUUCUCCUCACAUUUGCAGACAUGUACAGUGAAGUUGUGUGAAAAACCAUAAAAGUAGCUUUUGAGCUGCUUAAUCACUGGUCACAUUAAUACUUAUUUGGGAUUAUAAAUAUGGUACCAAAAGUGUUUUUCAGAACUAAAAGUGAUUUUAUUAACUUUUACUACUAUGAAAUACCCAGGCACUCAAUAAUAAUCGUAAAGGUCUUUAUAACAUGUGUACUGUCUAGUCUUAAAGACAUGUAUGUGAAGCAUGGCAGUCAUGAAAGCUGCUUCCUGUUGUGUGUGGAUUCUCAAUAGUAUAUUGGUACUCGUUUUUAUAAAUAUUUGAUGAUCCCUUAGGGGAAAUAAUCUUACUGUGAGAAAAGAAGUGAGUUAGUAUGUUUUAUAAAUUGAACUUUUCCUUAUUAGAAACUGGAAAAAUGCAUGUACAAUUGAUUCUUGUUACUUGCAGUGCUUCUAUGAAGUUAUUGUGGACACUGAAUUAGCAACCGCUGGACCCAGGGGAGAUGUAGGGCUAGGUGUCUACAAGCCUUCGGUUACAUUUUCAUUGGUGAAGUAAUAUAUAUACUUUUUAAAGAUGUAUUUUAAAGAAGCUAAUAUGUUUUGUCAAUUCAUUAGCAUGAACUUACAAUCAUCAUUGUAACUCAUGCCUGAAUGAAGCUAUUCUAACGUCUGUAUGUUCUCUUAAGAGGCACAUCACAUAAAUUUUGCACUUCAGGAACAUAAGACACUAUCUUCAGCACUAUACGCGGGCUAUUUAAAAGGUGAAAUCACUCGCUUGUGAUGGUACAUUCCUGUAAUACUAGCCCUGGGGAGGCUACAGCAGGAUGUUCAUAAGUUCAAGACCACUAUAUGCUACAUAACUAGAUUGAGGCCAGCUUGGGGUACAUAGAUCUUGUCUCAAUCCCCUGAUACCCAAAAGUGAAAGACCAUGGCAUUAAGUAGAGCAAAAAGGACAUUUGUGUAAGUGUGAGAGCUAGAAUAAAAACCUCGUUCCACCUCGGAGAGAGUGGGCAAGUUGCAUUUCUUACUAUGCGACACAUAGCUGCAAAAGCACUACCAAAAUUAUAGACAAAUUUACAAAUAUGGAACCCACAAAACAUUGCCUGCACUUAGCUAUAAGGUUGUGUUUACCUAUCUACCUACAGAACAAAAACUGCUGCAUCACAUUCCAGCAUUUGAGUAGCUUUUAAAAUAACCACUAUGUCUUGAAUAAAUAGAUCUUCAUUUUUGUGUAGAUAAUUUGUUUUUACUGUUAGAGCAAUAUUUUCUGUGUUCAUUCACUAAUAAUGAGUAGUCACCAUACUAGACACAGCCUUGAAUAAAAAUCCAGUUUGCCCUCUUGAA
Octodon degus (degu) is the source of this 4360-nucleotide messenger RNA. It is a transcript of the gene Sec62, whose product is annotated as SEC62 homolog, preprotein translocation factor. Gene Ontology annotation, cellular component: endoplasmic reticulum membrane; endoplasmic reticulum. Gene Ontology annotation, biological process: post-translational protein targeting to membrane, translocation. NCBI's taxonomy places the organism in Eukaryota, Metazoa, Chordata, Mammalia, Rodentia, Octodontidae. The transcript has 8 exons. The record is from RefSeq and is a predicted model, not a curated record. The coding region runs from base 277 to 1479 and encodes 400 amino acids.